CCCGCCAUGAGGGAGCGACGGCGCGGCGGCGCCGUGGGCGCCAUGGCCGACGGCAACGCCGACUGGAUGGGCUCGCUGCCCCCCGCACUGCGCUCCCUGCCGCUCUCCAACCUCGCCAUCCCGGGAUCACAUGAUUCUUUCAGCUACUGGGUUGAUGACAAAUCUCCUGUGGGACCAGACCAAGCAACAGCCAUCAAACGUUUGGCCAGAAUUCCCUUGGUUAGAAAGAUCAUGAAGAAAUGGUCAGUGACUCAAAAUUUGACUUUCAAAGAGCAGCUGGAAGGUGGGAUCCGCUACUUUGAUCUUCGUGUAUCUUCCAAACCUGGGGAAAUAGGAAAAGAGACUUACUUCAUACAUGGCUUGUUUGGCAUCAAAGUAUGGGAUGGGCUGAAGGAGAUGAAUAGUUUUCUUGAGCAGCACCCUAAGGAAGUAAUCUUCUUGGAUUUCAAUCAUUUCUAUGCCAUGGAUGACAGCCAUCACCACUUCUUGAUCAACAGGAUCCACUCAGCAUUUGAAUCCAAACUUUGUUGUGUUGAAUGUGUAGAAUACGUGACAUUACUGUACAUGUGGGAGAAGAAACACCAGGUUCUCAUAUUUUACCACCACCCUUUGUAUCAGGAAUAUCCCUUCCUGUGGCCAGGUUAUAAAAUUCCAGCACCAUGGGCUAAUACAACUAAUGUGCACAAACUGCUACAGUUUCUGGAGACCACACUUGGGGAACGAAGUCGUUAUGGGACUUUCCAUGUGUCUCAAGCAAUUCUCACACCUCGAGUGAAAACGAUUGCACGGCAUCUAAUCCGUGGUCUAAAGAACACACUUGUUCAUAGGAACCUGCCGAUGAUUUUGAAUUGGGUGAAAGCACAGAAGCCUGGUGUUAUGGGUGUUAACAUAAUUACAUCUGACUUUGUGGAGCUGGUUGACUUUGCUGCUACAGUUAUUGCACUGAACGACCUCCUUUUGGAAGAGGAUGAAUCUGCAACUUAA
Cinclus cinclus is the source of this 984-nucleotide messenger RNA. RefSeq names its product phosphatidylinositol specific phospholipase C X domain containing 2 (gene PLCXD2). Bases 7 to 984 code for a protein of 325 amino acids. Gene Ontology annotation, biological process: lipid metabolic process. The transcript is spliced from 4 exons. The record is from RefSeq and is a predicted model, not a curated record. Lineage: Eukaryota; Metazoa; Chordata; Aves; Passeriformes; Cinclidae. Gene Ontology annotation, molecular function: phosphoric diester hydrolase activity.